Messenger RNA from Drosophila miranda, 5462 nucleotides. RefSeq lists its product as uncharacterized. The transcript is spliced from 11 exons. The record is from RefSeq and is a predicted model, not a curated record. Bases 792 to 4238 code for a protein of 1148 amino acids. NCBI's taxonomy places the organism in Eukaryota, Metazoa, Arthropoda, Insecta, Diptera, Drosophilidae.
GUCAUUCGCAGACGAAGGUAAUGCAAUAAUGCAAUAAAAUUUUUGCGCGCGCAUUUCUCCUCUGCUCUUGGAGGUAGUAGUACUAGUACAUAACGGUGGAACGUAGGACAGCAGCCGUGGGUGGGUUAAAAAAAUAACACUCGAAUUCUGCUGCUGCUCUCUCGCUUUCUCUCUCUCGCCGUCGUGCUGCCGCCACUCGCUCCAUCUCCCUCUCAGUCGCGACGCGUGUGUGCGAGUGUAUGUGUGCAUCUGUGUGUGGGUGACGAUUCCCAUUCGAAUGCAAUUCGUUUUUCGUUGAUUUCUCGCAGUCGUCGGCAUUUCGUUUGGGGAAGCGAAGCCCCAGCGCAAUCAGUGGCAACGUCUCACAAUCUCAGUGACACGCCGUCGGUACGGUACACGGAGUCGGGAGUCGUCAACGGACACGUACACGGACACGGACACGGACACACGGGGUCCCCAACAACAAUCGAAUCGAAUCGAAUCGCAUUCAUUCAUUCACCAAAUCUAUAUUCAAAUAUUCGACCAAAAUAUUCAAAUGUCUAUCCAACGAAAUGGCUGAAACCAAAAUUUUAAUUCAAAAUCUCACCUAAACCAAGUGCGCGUUGUGAGUGUUUUGUGUUGGAGUGUUUUAUGUAAUAUUCAAAUUGUUCAGACACAAUUAAGUAUACUAAAGAAAAAAAAAUUACAAAUUAGAGAGUAAUUAAAGCAAAAGGGCAAAAAACGAAACAUAAAUCGGUUAAUAAAGCCGCUCUCAAAAUAACAAACAAGAAAAGUGUCGGCCAUGAUGAAGUAUGGAUUCUGUGACAAGUGAACAAAGUGAAAAGAACACUAACAGUAAUACAGAAAUCAAUAACAACAACUCAACGACGUUCAACAACAACAAUUCAACAACAAUCCAUACCAAUUCAACAACAAUCCCCAAUAAUUACAGGAUCAACUUAAGCAACAACCAUCCAGCAACGUUUAACCACUAUUCAACAACUUUCAACAACAAUCAAAUCAGAAACUUCAACAACAACGGCCACAUCCACAACAACUUAAGCUGCAUCGUCCCCAACAAUCUUACCUGCAACAUUCACAAUUGCAGCAGCAACAUCAUACCAAUCCUCACCAGCAAUAUGAACACCACAGCCAUGUUGAUGCACCAUCAACAGCAGCAGCAGGCCGCCGCCGCGGCAGCAGCAGCAGCAGCCGCCCAACAGCAGCAGCAACAACAGCAACAGCAGCAGCAACAGCAGCAGCAACAGCAACAGAACGGCCGCGACGGCAGCAACAGCUCUCGAGGAGCCAACGAUGAUCGACCCAAUGGUCGAAGUUCUCAUACGGGACGUGGCUCCAGCUGCUCGCCGGCCAGCUCGCCGAGUCGCCAUCCCAGCGCCGUGAGUCCCGUCAGCUCCCUGAAUCACUCGAUGAUGGCCCAAAUGCAACAGCAACAGCAGCAGCAGCAGCAACAACAGCAACAGCAGCAACACCAUCAGCUGAGUCCCCCGCCGCAUGUGGGAGCUGGUGGCAUGCCCACGGGCAAUGGCUUGCCCGCUGGACUGCCGCCGAGAAUGCCGCACGGCCUGCCACCGCACUCGCUCGGUCUGCUCAACUCGCUGCAGAUGAUGCACCAUGCCUCGCCGCUGGAGCUGAUGGCUGCCGCCCAUCACCAUGUGCCGCCGCGAUCGUACAACUCGCCGCCGCCCAUCUCCACCUCCGAUCCGAGCGCCAACGAGUGCAAGCUGGUGGAGUACCGCGGCCAGAAGGUGGCCGCCUUCAUCAUCAGCAACGAGACAAUGCUCUGCCUGCCGCAGGCUUUCGAGCUCUUCCUCAAGCACCUGGUGGGUGGCCUGCACACGGUCUACACGAAGCUGAAGCGCCUGGAUAUUGUGCCCUUGGUGUGCAAUGUGGAGCAGGUGCGAAUACUCCGCGGUCUGGGGGCCAUCCAGCCGGGCGUCAAUCGCUGCAAGUUGCUCAGCUGCAAGGACUUUGAUGUGCUCUACAGGGACUGCACCACAGCCAGAUGCCUAUCGAUCAAGCCACCAGAGAGUAACUCUCUGCAAUUCCGCAGUUCCAGACCGGGUAGACCGCCCAAACGAGGACCCGUGGGUCUCUCCCUGCCGCCCAGCCAUCUAUCCCAGCAUCCGCAGCUGAAGAAGCACCGCCUGGACAACGGCGACUAUGCUUAUGAGAAUGGCCAUAUUAGUGAUAUGAAUCGAUUGGAGAAGUCGCCACUGCUGGCUAAUGGCUACAAUCCGCCGCCCAUCAAUCACAUGGCCUUUAUGCAAAUGAAUGCCCAUCAUCCUGGGGCGGCGGCUCUGAUGUCUCCUGGCAUGCCUCCGCAUGGCCUGCAUGCUCGUCCCGAGAGCCAAAUGCUGAAGGCCGCCGCCCAGAAUGCCGGCAUGUCGGCUGCCAAUAUGGAUGCGCUUGCCCGCUCUGGGAUCUGGGAGAAUUGCCGGGCUGCCUAUGAGGAUAUUGUCAAGCAUUUGGAGCGUUUGCGGGAGGAGCGAACGGACGAGCGGCAGCAGGUGAUGGGCGUCAGUGGCGCUGUUGUGGAUCGCGUGGGUCAUGUCAUAGUGGGCGACGUGAAGCCCAGGGAUCUCAGUUCAAGGAAUUGCUCCCCCACGCGCCAGAGUCCGGUGUUAAAUCUAAGCAAAUCCGGCGGCAACACCGAUCAUGGUGGCAGCAACUGUGAUGCCGGCAGCGAGCGUAGCGACUGCCACUCGGUGGCAGGAUCCGCAAGGGGCUCGCGCAGCGUGGACGAGGGCAGUCGCAGUGGCGGCGUUGGCGGUGGCAUCAUCGGCGUGGAGGACGACGAGGAGGAGGAGGAGAACCUGAGCGACGAGAAUCAAUCCGAAGCCGAUGAACGCUGCCUGGCCAAAGACGAUGAGGAUUUGAGUGACACGGAACGUGAUAAUCUGUCCACGGGUUCGGCGGCCGCCGCCGCAGCAGCAGCCGCGGCAGCAGCGCACCUGCACCAACAUGCAGCAGCCGCCUCGCACCACCAUCAGGCAGCAGCGGCGGCAGCCGUGCACCACCUCGGUGUGGUGCCGCAACGCGGCUCCCCUUCUGCGGAGGCAGCCGCUGCCGCCGCCCUGCAACAUCAGCGCGCCCUCAACUACUCGCAGCUGGCGGCAGCCGCUGCGGUGGCCAAUGGGGCAGGUGCUGCUGUGGUCAAUGGUCCGCCUGGCGCCGUGGGCGGUGGCGCCCUCACCCCCAACGAGGCGCUGAUGGCGGCUAACGAUGCCACCGCUGCAGCAGCCCUGGCCGGCGGCCUGGCCCUGGGUCCCCUCGGCAUCGAUGCCCACGCCGCUGUGCCCGCAAGCUCCACGGAGACGCUGCUGCGGAAUAUCCAGAGCCUGCUCAAGGUGGCAGCCGAUAAUGCCCGGCAGCAAGAGCGUCAAAUCAGCUACGAAAAAGCUGAGCUCAAGAUGGAUGUUCUGCGAGAGCGUGAGGUGAAAGAUUCGCUGGAGAGACAACUGGUUGAUGAAAGGAAAUUGAGAGUGCUGUACCAAAAGCGCUUCCGACGAGAGCGCAAGAUCCGCAUUCGCUACCAGCAGCAGCUCGGUGGCGGCCCCAAGAUUAGCAGUUCGAAUGCCAAUGGGAAUGGCGGUGGCGCCUGCAGCGACGCGGAGGUGUGCGGGGGCAGCAGCGUCAGCGACGUGAAGUGCCACAACAGCAGCAGCAAUAGCCGCGACGGCGUCGAGGCGCUCAAAGACAACGACGGCGGCAGUCGCGGCGGCAGCGAAAAGUCUGACAAGUCCCUCAGCUCCUCCUCCUGUGAUGUGACCGGCCAUGUCACGGCCUCCACUGCAGUCGCAGCCUGCUCCGAGUCCCCCACCCACUUCAAGCGCGAGCCGCACUCCGACCACGAGGGAUCCAUGGAGCGCCAGCCCCGCGCCAGCUCCGGCCCCGAGGACGAGCCGCGCUGCGGCAGUCGCGAGCGGGACGAACGGCCUCCCAGCGCUGCUGCCGUGGCCGCCGCAGCAGCUGCGGCUGAGGGUAGCCUGGCCGCAGCAGCGGCGGCGGCAGCAGCGGCCGCUGCCAGCAACGGCAAGGGUCCAUGGAGCUAUCCGGGCAUCGAUCUGAUGGCCACGGGGGCCUUCUGGCAGAACUAUUCCGAAUCUCUAGCCCAAGAGCUGGAAAUGGAGCGCAAAACGCGUGCCGCCAACGCCGAGCGGGAUGUCAAGAGUCCGCUCUCAGAGCGUCCGACGGCCUACUACAAGAACUCGGUGCUCUUCGGCAGUGCCAACUAAUCCCCGUCCCAACCGAGUCCAGACGAGGUAAGCGAAGCUCCGGGUGGCACGUGGCAAGGACGACAUAUAUGAUCUCAGAGUGCAAUCCAGGCGGCGGCUGCUCUUGAGUGGGAGGUGUGGUGGUAGGGCGCGAGACCCCCUGCAAGAUACAUUUGUAAAUAUCAAACCUAAGAGUAAUGAAGUAGAAAUUGAGAAUUUUGAACGUUGCAAACGUUGGAGCGGCCAUUUUGUAUAUAGAUCGUAUAUAGAGAACUUCCGCUUAGAUCAAAUAAUCCCCAGUUGUAUAUAGAAAGCAGAUACGAAAGACUUUUGAUGUUCGGAAAGCACUUGAAGUUGGCAUAAACCUAGCAUUUAGCAUCCCCCCCCCUUCAGAACGCCCCCCCGAAAAACAGAAGGAAUACCAUUUUUAGCAUUGCUUAUAAACACACUACGAUAUAUAGCUUCAAUUUGAGUAUGAGUACUAUAUACAUAUACGGAAAUACCACAUGUAAUUGCAUAUAUAUGUAUGUGUAUGUAUGUAUGUGUCUGUGUAUGUGAAACCUAAAGAUACAAUAUACUUAGAUAUGGUACAUUUUACGAGCCGCUUUUUAGUGUUUUAAAUGAUUUAAUUUACGACGUACGAGUACAUUUUUUAAAGCUAAGAUUUUAAUUUAUUCACUAGCCUAGCGCAGGAGUGCAUUAAGCCCGUAAUAAGUACUAAAAAAAGGAUAGCGUCUAAUACAAAAUUAACUUCAAGUAUUUCACUUGCCUAGGCACUAAACAAUAAUUCAUAUUAUACAUAUAUCUAAUGAUAAAUAUUAAUGAAACAAAAUAAUAAUAAACGCUAAACAAAAACAAAAACAAAAAAUAAAAACCACUUGUAUGCCCGUCAUUCAAAAAUAUGUUACAAAAUACGAAAAAAUUGAGAUACAAAAAUAUAUAUAUAAAAAAAAAAUGGAAAUUAAAAACUAUUUAAACGCUUCAUAUGCUAUUAUAUAUACACCCUAUAUAUAGUAUAUAUACACACACAUUAACUUUAGUCAUAACAAUAGUCAAAGGACAGAUACAACACUCCAUCAACAAUGGCGGCCCGAAUAUUGUGCAACAUUUCGCCGAUCGCUGCAAAAACACAGAAAAUUAUUACAAUAAAUACGAUUAAAAUAAUACAGCAACAGACAGCAGACAAAAAGGCAACAAGAAACAACAACAACAACAACCUAACAAAAUGGGAAAAAGUUUAAAAAU